Molecule: messenger RNA, 434 nt
Organism: Nanorana parkeri
Lineage: Eukaryota; Metazoa; Chordata; Amphibia; Anura; Dicroglossidae
Gene: DPM2
Product: dolichyl-phosphate mannosyltransferase subunit 2, regulatory
Exons: 4
Coding region: 41-292 (83 amino acids)
Biological process (GO): GPI anchor biosynthetic process
Cellular component (GO): dolichol-phosphate-mannose synthase complex; endoplasmic reticulum membrane
Molecular function (GO): enzyme regulator activity
Source: RefSeq, a predicted model, not a curated record
CGGAGGUGUAAGCCGGAAGUGUGCUGAUUGAUACGGAGAUAUGGCCACCGGAAGUGAUCGGCUGGCGGGAGCCAGUUUGGUGGCAUUCAGUGCGGUCCUUUUCCUCUAUUACACAGUGUGGGUCAUCUGCCUGCCAUUUAUUGACAGCGAUCAUGUAAUCCAUUCUUAUUUCCUGCCAAGAGAGUACGCCGUGCUGCUACCCCUAGUGGCUGCUUUAAUUCUGCUUCUGCUCAUGGGUAUCUUUGUGACAUACAUAAUGUGGAAAAGCCGAAGCCCAAAGAAGUCGCAGUGACAAUGUGAAGUCGCUGAUCUUUCUAAGGACAGAAUUUCAAAGACCUACUGUUCACCCCUUAUUUCGUCCCUUUCUCUGGCUGUGACAACAAUGCACAGGUUCAUUUGUUAGACGGAACAUAGACUUCCACCCUUCACUUUUU